This is a messenger RNA of Plasmodium malariae, 3546 nucleotides long. Its product is annotated as exonuclease I, putative. Bases 1 to 3546 code for a protein of 1181 amino acids. The transcript has a single exon. NCBI's taxonomy places the organism in Eukaryota, Apicomplexa, Aconoidasida, Haemosporida, Plasmodiidae. Gene Ontology annotation, molecular function: 5'-flap endonuclease activity; metal ion binding. The record is from RefSeq and is a predicted model, not a curated record.
AUGGGAAUAUCUAACCUGUUGCAGUUCCUUAAACCGAUAGUUAAAAACUCGCAUAUAAGCAAAUACAAAAAUGAAGUGAUCGGUGUUGAUGUUAUGUGUUGGAUCCAUAGAGGACUAAUCAGCUGUGCAUAUGAUAUAGCUACUGACAAUUUCAAUGAUAGCUAUUUAAAUUUCAUUGAUAAAAUGUUAGAGGUUAUAAAUCAUUAUAAUAUAAAAAUUUUAUUCGUUUUUGAUGGAGAAGAGUUACCAGAGAAGAAAAAUGAAAAUAUGGUUAGGAAAAAUAGAAGAGAAAAGGCUAAAAAAGAAGUACAAGAAAUUAUUAAAAAGGUAAAAAAUCCAAGAACAAAUGAAAUGGUUUUGAAAAAAUGCAUACAAGCAUUAAGUGUAUCAAAAGAAAUUAUUGACUCGGUUAUUCAGUUUUGUCAAAAAAGAAAUAUUGACUAUAUCAUUUCUCCUUAUGAAGCUGAUGCUCAGUUAUCUUACCUUUGUCGUAUGGGAUUCAUCUCCUGUGUUAUAAGUGAAGAUAGUGAUUUGCUAGUAUAUGGUUGUCCGCGUGUCUUAUAUAAAUUCAAAAACAAUGGAGAAUGUAAUGAAAUAAGUUUACUCCCAAUUAAUGAUCUUAUCGAUAUAAAUAUCAUCAGUGAAAUUAAGAAUCCUUUAUCUGAUUCUUUUAACGAAUUUUACAUUACGCCAAUGAAGGAGCUUAAGAAUGACGAGUUCGAUAACCUAGGACUAAAGGAGUCGGAUGAUGCCAUUCCAGACCAACAAAAUGAUCCCCGCGCAGCUAUAUACAGACAUAAAAAAAAUGGAGUGAAUAAAAAAAAAUACGAACAAAUAAUGAAGAAUUAUAUAGAUAAUUUUUAUUGGCCUGAAGAAUUACAGAAUUUAAAAUAUUUUACCAUUGACAUGUUUCUAGCUAUGUGUAUAUUAAGUGGUUGUGACUAUACAAACGAUUUUCAUAUAACAGGAAUGGGAAUAAAAACUGCUUUUAAUUUAAUAUAUCAAUAUAAAAGUAUUGAGAAUAUAUUUACAUUUUUAAUAUCCCAUGAAAAAUGGAAACAUAAAAUACCAUCAAACUUAAAUACUAUGGAAAAAUUAAUGAACAAGUAUAAAGAAAUAAAAAAUGCUUUUUUACAACAUCAAGUAUACGAUUUUGUUUUAUGUAAAAAUAUACCCAUCAACCAAUCUUUUAAUAGUGCCUUUAAAAAUAAAAAAGAUAGCAAAUUAAUUAUUAACAAAAUUAGAGAAUACUCCUUAAGGUAUAACCAUUCCGGGAAAAAAAACAACUGCUUGAAUAGCUACCUGGAGGACACUCUAAACAGAAGCAUAAUUAAUAAUGAUAAUUUCGUCUCCCAAAAAAGCAUUUCUCAAAAUUUCAAAAAGGACACACUGUUGAUAGUGUCAAAAGAAGAAAGCUCACAGAACGAGCAGGGCAGAGAGAAUGGAAAAGAACAAAGUGGACAAGGGGAAAUACUCAGUUCAAACAAUUUUAAAAAUAUUUUUAAGAAUUUUACAUCAGAGUGUUUUGAAUACUUAGAAAUAUCACCUAAUAUUUUAAGGGAUUGUGAACAAAGCAAAGCAGCCGAAGUGGCAGAUGAAGUAGCAGCUGGAGUACCGAUGGAUAAAAACAAAAAGGAAAAAGGAAAAUCCAACUAUCACCAAGAUGGAUGCUCUAAACAACAACAAGCAAAAGAAACAAUCCCUUAUAAACCCUUUGACAAAAUAAAUAAUAUCGAUGUACCUAAUUUACAUUCCUUUUUCGAAAAUACACAUAUUCAUUUUCUUCAAAAUAACACUCAUUUAAAUAGUACUUAUAUGCACUAUCAUAACUCGCACAACAAUGAUCAUGAAGGAAGUAUCCAAACCCUUGGUGGUAAUGGACACCGACAAAAUACAAUACCAAAUGAUAGUAAGAGGAGAAUGAAAAAUGUAAAUAGUGACAAUUUGAAAAAUUCUAAAAGAGCGAAAAUAGUUACUUCUUGUCCACAAUAUGCAAAUAGCGAAGCUUACUCAGGUGUUACAAAAGAAGGAAAAACAAACCAUCAAGAGAAAUUUAUCAUUGAUAAUCAAAUGAAUACCAAUGAAAAGGAAAAAAUAAAUUGUUGUUUAAAAAAUUACAAUUGCGAAGGUGCUUCUAACUUUUAUAUAGGCGGCACAUGUACAAACGACGUGAUCAGUAACGAUGAUAAUGCAGUACAUACGAACGAUACUAAUAAUAAUAAUAAUAAUACUAAUAAUAAUAAUAAUACUAAUAAUAAUACUAAUAAUAAUAAUACCAAUACUACUACUACUACUACUACUACUACUACUACUACUACUAAUAAUAAUAAUAAUAAUAAUAAUAAUACGAAUAAUAAUAACAGUGAUAGAAUGAAGAGCGCAAAAGAUAUGUACGAAAAUAUGAGAAAGAACUUCUUCCUUUAUAAAACUUUGAAAGAGCAAACAAGCAUCCCACUGAAAUUUUCACAUCAACGAGAUUAUUCUACGUGCGACUUGAAUGCAAAGGAGGAGGGAUACACACACAAAAAUGUAACUAAUGAAAAGUCCACCAUCAUCCGAACUAAUGAACACGCUAGUGUUCAAUUUCAAAGUGAAUUUCACCAUACUAAUUCAGAAAAUAAGCAUCAAAUAAAAGAGGAAAAAUAUAUGAAAACAGAACAAGAAACAAAUAGUACAAAUGGGAUGGAAGUAACCAAUGAUAUAAGUAGUGUAGAUAAUAAUGUAAUAAAAAAGAAAAAUGAAAAAAAUGAAAUUUCUUCAAUAGCGAGAAGUAAUAACUUCUCAUCCUUUUCAACACCACACAAAAGUAGUAAAUCCAUUGCUAAAAUAGAAACUACUAAAAAUCAAUUACGGAUUACAAGUUUUUUUAAAAAAGCAAGUAAAAUAACUAAUACUAAUAUAUUAGCAAAAAAGAUAACAAAUGAAAAUUCGAAUUGUAUCUUAAAAUACUCUCCUUCAUCAAACAAGUCCAGAGCAUCAAGUGAAGAAAAAUAUAAUACGAUAAAUUCUUUAAUUAAUUUUUUUCCUGAAAAAGAGAUAAAUACCGUUCAAGAAGGAAAAAAUAUUAAAAUAGAACAACGAACAAAUACAUUUAAACUAAGCAACUUAAAAGAACAUCAUACAAAUCCAGUGCAAAAUCAACACAACCAUGAUGACCUUACUUUUCUACAAAAUUGUAACUUACAAAAUAGUUCAUCAACAAAUGAAAAAAUAAAGGACUUCAAGAGCAUUUCAUUCGAAAAAGGGGACUCACAUGAAGUAUCUUUGUUCGAUUCUCUACAGAAUGCAUAUUCUUCGAAAGCAGCCCCAAAGGAUGCUAAUGCAUUUACCGUUAAAAAAUAUAUAAUGAAUAAAAAAAAUGAAAACAAGGAAGAUAAGGAAAACAAAGAAAACAAGGAAAAUAUUAAAGAAAUUAAUAUUGAUUAUAUACUGCAGAAUCUAAAUAACGACUAUCAACAUAAAAGUCAUAAGAUUAACACUUUUGACUACUUUAAAGAGAAAGAAAAUGUACCCCAACCGAACCCAUACAUCGACAAUAGUUUAUGA